Vicia villosa (hairy vetch) is the source of this 679-nucleotide messenger RNA. Its product is annotated as auxin-binding protein ABP19a-like. Gene Ontology annotation, cellular component: cell wall. Bases 1 to 654 code for a protein of 217 amino acids. The record is from RefSeq and is a predicted model, not a curated record. Gene Ontology annotation, molecular function: manganese ion binding. The transcript has a single exon. Lineage: Eukaryota; Viridiplantae; Streptophyta; Magnoliopsida; Fabales; Fabaceae.
AUGAAGAUGAAUGCUAUUAUUCUCCUCUUGUUUAUUGCUCUCUUCUCAUCCUCAUAUACCUUCCAAUUAGUCUCUUGCUAUGGUGAUUCUGAUUUCUGUGUAGCAAACCUACUCACUCCAUACACCUCUUCAGGGUAUGAAUGCAAACCACCAAAAGAUGUAACCGUGGACGAUUUUGUUUUCUCUGGCUUUGUUUCUGGAAAACCAAUAGACCCAUUCAAUAUUAGAUUAACCGUUGCAUCAGUCAACAAUUUACCAGGUCUGAAUGGACUUGAUAUCUCUGCGGCAAGAGUCGACGUGGGCGUAAAUGGAACUAUUGCAAUGCACUUUCAUCCGCAUGCAUCUGAAUUAUUUAUCAUGGUUCAAGGACAAUUAAAAGCUGGAUUUGUAACGCCACCGAAUCUUGUUUUUGUCAAAGAUAUUAAGCCCGGCGAUGUUAUGGUAUUUCCAGAAGGAGUAGUGCAUUUUGUAGUUAACUCUGGUGAUACUGUGGCUGUUGCUUUUGCUACUUAUACUACCUCAAACCCUAGCUUUCACUUUCUUGAUCAUCUACUCUUUGCAAACGACUUACCAACUUCUAUAAUUUCACAGUCUACUUUUCUUGAUUUUUCACAAAUUAUCAAGCUUAAGGCUCUGUUUGGUGGCAGUGGCUAGCUAGGAUUAUUACUUCUAUGUUUGU